AUGGCAUCCAUCUACGUGCCUUUAAUAUACGUCGGCGUCCUAGUCCUAGGGAUGCUCAUCUUCAGCCAUUUCUACCGAAAACGACGAGCACCUAAAUACGAGCCAUGGUUCCUUACCCAUCCUGAGCGAGACGUCUACACAUCCCUCCUAUCGCAAGACCCACCACCACAUGAUGCCCUCCUGAAAGCAGCACUCCUGCAACGAGCUGCCACCGAUGUUCGCAGACUCAUGCGGUUAACGGAGGACAAGCAAGCUCUCAGCCAGCUCUUGCAGAAGGGUUCAAUAAAUGAUGACCUCUGGGCUUCUUUCCAGCAAGCGGAGCGGGAGAUGCAGGCCGAGAUGGUUGAGGUCGUCAGGGAGGCAGCAACAUUCAAGGAGGGAUGGGACAAGACGAUUUUCGCUUCGGCAAAUGAGAUUGUCCUGAACGGACGGCAUAAAGAGCAUUACACGAAAGUGCAGAAGUUACAUGAGGCAAGCAGUAUGUAUCCUCGAUUGCUACUCUCAGACAGAGGUACUGACCAAGUCAGCAGCGGCUCAGGCUGCCCCGCGAAGCGCCUGUACCGAGUCAACGAAGUCUGA
Molecule: messenger RNA, 579 nt
Organism: Dacryopinax primogenitus
Lineage: Eukaryota; Fungi; Basidiomycota; Dacrymycetes; Dacrymycetales; Dacrymycetaceae
Exons: 2
Coding region: 1-579 (192 amino acids)
Biological process (GO): post-translational protein targeting to membrane, translocation
Cellular component (GO): Sec62/Sec63 complex
Source: RefSeq, a predicted model, not a curated record